AUGGAGCCAGUUCAGGCCAACCCGUCCACCGACGGAGCGUCGAAUGAAGACAAGAAUCCUUGGAUAAGAUUUAGCAUCGAGUAUCGGCACCGCGACACUGGCAACCUGAUUCACCGUGAAGUAACAGAGCGCUUCGCCAACGAGAGCCAAGACACCGUUAGCAUCAACAUGCCGGUAUUUGAAGUCUUGACCAUCUAUACGACGAAGCCAAUAGAAUCCGAGGACUCAAAAAAGACCCCAAGCCUACUGCCUACCCUUAUGACGGCGCGGUCGUACAAAUUGCGUAUUUACUCUCCUGCCAUCAUCAAUGCAUUGCAAUCUGUGGUGCAAUACUACCCAGCGCAAGAACUUGCUGGCGAGGCCAUAGUAGUGCAGUGGCCGUAUGCUGUACUUGUCCAUCACUAUGAUGAGCUUUCCGAUUUUCGGGAUGCCUGCGCAACAAAGGACCCGAGGAAAGUGUGCAUCAGAGAGCGGAACACACGCGAGCAUCUUACUCUUUUGCUGCAUUUCUUGGACGAACACGUCAUGACAGACGUUAGAGCAGAGAGAGAGCGCAACAAGAGGGGCUUCUAUACCUGGGAGCACGCCUGGGUCCAUUUGAAACCAGGCGCGACAUUUCUACAAAGGUUUCGUACCGAGAGUGACUGGACUCCUUAUGUUGUACACUCCAUCUCUGGUGGCGUUUUUGAUAAUCCGCCUAAAGAUUGGACCUGUUCCGUCUGGAAGCUUGUAUACGACGGAAAGUACCUUGGAAGACAUAUGGGCCAAAAUGACAUUGUAAAAUUUGAUGGUGAACUCGACUUUACUAAGUGCGACAAGCGUCUCGUGGAAGUGGAUGCUCUCGAAGAGUCUGCAAGACUUGACCAAGUAGUUGCGCAACAAAUUGAAUAUGGGAAGAAAUACUGGAAGCUUCUGAAGAAGCAGUGCAAGUAUUACAAGGGAAAGAGCAGGGAUUUCCCGUUCAAUGAAAUUGACGGGUUGGUCAUGACAGAUCCCAAGAGCCACUAUACCCACAGUCAACCUCCACGUCUAAUGGAUGAUACUGACUGUCGCAAUUGGGUCACGGACUGUGUUUGCGCCACCUGCAGGGAGCGGAAAGCUGACUCUAGCGAAAAGCAGAUCACGUCGUUGUUCGGGGAUUACAACUACAUCGAUGUGGAGGACGAGGAUGAGCUAACAGCGCAUCAAUACCUGGUGUGCAACUUUGAGAUGCACGCCUACGUGUUUUCAACACGUAAAUGGGAGAGGCUACACGUUGACAAUUUCUUCGAACCCAAGUUUGAGGAAAACAUGUUUGACAACUUGGUAAUGGAGGAACAAAGAAAGAGAAUACUGAAAGGCCUCUCCAAGAGCUUUGCGCGGCGCAAUAAGAAUGACGAGAUAGUGCCUAUGGAUUUGUGGGAGGCAGACUUUGUUAAAGGAAAGGGGGGCGGCCUGAUCUUCCUCUUACACGGGAAACCUGGCGUAGGCAAGACUUGCACGGCGGAGUGCGUUGCAGCCUUCACGAGACGACCCUUGAUGGUCUUGACGCCAAGUGAUAUUGGCACGGAUCCAGAUGACGUUGAAUCCAUUCUAGCUAGAAACUUCAAGACGGCCCAGAGCUGGGGUGCCGUCAUUCUCAUUGACGAAGCUGAUGUGUUUAUGGAGUGUCGAUCAACUACAGACCUAGUCCGCAACAGCUUCCUUCGAGCCCUUGAGUACUAUAGUGGCAUACUUUUCCUCACCACCAACAGGGUUGGGGCUUUUGACGAUGCCUUUGUCUCGCGUGUCCAUAUCCAGCUGCACUACGACGAAUUUACAGAUAGCCAGCGACAACAGGUCUGGCAUACAUUUAUCGACAAGCUAGCUCGGGAAAGAGGGAGCCACAUGCGCCUGAAUAUUGACGCCAAGGAGUAUAUUCGCGGUGCAGAGAUGCGAAGUGUCAAGUGGAAUGGCAGAGAAAUCAGAAAUGCCUUUCAGACUGCUGUUGCGUUAGCCGAGUAUGACGACGAGAAGGAUGAAGACGGCAAGAUUAUCUUGUCCGACACGCACUUUAGGGCUGUUUUGGAGCUAUCAAAAGAUUUUAAGGAUUAUUUAAACGAUUUACAUAAAGGCAACGAGGGCAAGAGAGCUCAGCGAAAGUACGAGAGACUAGAUACAUAUAAUACUAAGAGCGAGUAA
Messenger RNA from Metarhizium robertsii ARSEF 23, 2160 nucleotides. Its product is annotated as ATPase. The record is from RefSeq and is a predicted model, not a curated record. The transcript has 6 exons. Bases 1 to 2160 code for a protein of 719 amino acids. Gene Ontology annotation, molecular function: ATP binding; ATP hydrolysis activity. NCBI's taxonomy places the organism in Eukaryota, Fungi, Ascomycota, Sordariomycetes, Hypocreales, Clavicipitaceae.